Messenger RNA from Pieris brassicae (large cabbage white), 1902 nucleotides. Its product is annotated as carbonyl reductase [NADPH] 3-like. Bases 21 to 983 code for a protein of 320 amino acids. Gene Ontology annotation, molecular function: carbonyl reductase (NADPH) activity. Lineage: Eukaryota; Metazoa; Arthropoda; Insecta; Lepidoptera; Pieridae. The transcript has a single exon. The record is from RefSeq and is a predicted model, not a curated record.
AACAGCGAACGGUUGCGAACAUGUCUCGCGUUGCUCUUGUCACUGGUUCCAAUAAAGGUAUUGGAUACGCCAUAGUAAAGGCUUUAUGUCAAAAAUUCGACGGCAUUGUGUACCUUACCUCUCGUUCCGAAGUCCUUGGUAAAGCAGCUGUCAAUAAACUAAACAAACUUGGACUUCAACCCGAAUAUCAUCAACUUGACGUCACUAAUAGAGAUAGUGUUAUCGCGCUUAGAGAUCACAUAGCAUCGAAUCAUGGAGGUUUAGACAUUCUCAUCAAUAAUGCUGGUUAUGUCAACAGUGUACUCUUCAAUUCUUAUAAGGAGGAACAGAAAGUUAUCGACAUUAACUACAGGGGCGUACUGACCAUGCAGGAAUUGAUAUACCCUAUAGUAAGAAAUAAUGGUAGGAUAUUAAAUGUAUCAAGUGACUGCGGACACCUGUGCAACAUCAGAAACAAAUACUGGAUAGACAGGCUAUCGAAAAAGGAUUUAAAAAUAACUGACAUAAACGAAUUCGUCGACUGGUAUCUCGAUUCCAAGAAGAACGGUAGUUUUAACCCAGAUGAUUUAGUUGAUAAAGGUAGUAUAGCUGCGUAUAGAGUAUCAAAAGUGGCCUUGUGUGCACUAACAAUGAUACAGCAAAAGGAGUUAGAGUUUAAGAACAUAAGCGUUAAUUCUGUUCAUCCAGGCUUCGUUAGAACUGAUAUGACUAUGAAACUUGGAUUCUUGUCUACUGACGAGGCGGCCAAAACGCCAGUGUAUUUGGUUUUAGAAGCACCUGAGACUCUGCGAGGUGCCUACGUGUGGCACGAUGGAACGAUUUUAGAUUGGUUCGAUCACACAGCAAAUAUAUACUUCACUAACAAAUUUGCUAGGAGUUGGGUACUAAGCAGUGUUAUUGUCAAUAUAAAAGAGUACAUUUUUAUGUGGAUAAAUUAUAUUUUAGAAAAAGUAAGGCUUCCUAUAACAAAUAAAACUUUGUAAAUAACUAUAUUGUAAGUAAGUUGACAAGAAUAACCUGUAUUAAAUAACCUGGUAUAUAUAUAUAUAUAUACUUUGAAUAUGCCCUUGAACAUUUACAAUCAGAAGUGACUAUUGAUAUUCAUUGUAUACAACAAGGAAAAUAUAAAAUAUUUUAAAAAUAAAUUACUUUGCAGCGUUAUAAUGACCGUAUAUUACUCAUAGUUUAAAUAAUGAUUCACCGUAUAACUAGUAAAUUAUUUUUGUUGAGUUGUAUAUGAUUUUUUCUCUUUAAACAAAGUUUGAUUAUUCCACAAAAACCAUCUAAUUAUAUUUAUCAGUGCGUAUUCAUAUCGUUUAUCGCACACGCGAUAACAUAAACAGUAUUCACGAUUAUAUUCACAACUGCAAUGAAAAGAUUCCAUAACAUAGUUAUCAUCUCGACAUGAUACCCUAUUCCCAGUGGCUGACUCGGCUAGACAACGGCACGUGGCGUCAACGCGUCGUCGGUCGUGGCGCGUGAAGCUGCAAUAAAUUACUACGACAACGUUGCACUUUUCACUGCUCUCCCCACACUCCCUAAUACCCACCCAUCUAUACCUCGUCUGUUAGUCGGCGUCAUGCCACCUGCAUUAAUUCCUUCCCACGUAGUUGCGGUCUGUAAAACAGCUUGACUUUAGAUGAAUGGAAGAGCUACAACGAAACUAAUUUUGCAACAAUGAGGAGACUGAACUGCUGAAUUUACUGUAUCUCGUUGUAAUUUCUAAUUCCAUUUGUUGAAGUGAUAAUUUUCUUUAGAAAACCUUGUGAGAUAUUAUUUCUUUAUUUUACUAAGAGAUAAUCGUCAAAGACUCACCCAAUUCCUGAAUAAUCAUAAUUUAUUAGUCCACGUUGAGAAAGCUGAAAAUGUGAUUAUUAUGAAUAUAAUAAUACAAAGCGGUAA